Messenger RNA from Colletotrichum paranaense, 681 nucleotides. RefSeq lists its product as uncharacterized. The transcript has 3 exons. The record is from RefSeq and is a predicted model, not a curated record. The coding region runs from base 1 to 681 and encodes 226 amino acids. NCBI's taxonomy places the organism in Eukaryota, Fungi, Ascomycota, Sordariomycetes, Glomerellales, Glomerellaceae.
AUGGGAAAGCUUCCAACCGAAGAGGACAUCGCCUGGAUGGUGGCGCAUAUCAACGACUCGACGGUUCCCGACAUCGUUGUUUGCUGCAUCAUCUGCAGUCUCGCCUCUGUCGUGAUCCUGGCUCUACGCAUCUGGGCGAGAUCUCAAGCCGGACUCAAGCCCAUUUUCAGUGACUGGCUGAUCGUUGGUUCGGUGUUCUUCUACGUCGUCUUCUGCACAGUUUUUGCUUUAUCAACAAGGUAUGGAGCUGGCAGACACAUCAUCCUCAUAACGGAUCCGGAGACGAUGCGCAUGUUGGCUAUCCUCAAUAUUUGCAAUCCGAUUCUAUACGGCGUUUCCAGCGUCCUUGUCAAAUGGAGCAUCCUCGCAUUAUACCUUGCAAUCUUUCCCCAAAGAAAGUUCCACUACUGGGUUCAUUUCGUGAGCACCGUCAACUUGCUAAAUGGACUCGCCAUAGUCCUCGUGAGCUGCCUGCAAUGCCGUCCCCUAGAGGCCUUAUGGAAUACAUCAGUGGUGGGCACUUGCAUCAACUUCAGUUAUUUCAGCAUCUUUAACAGUGUCUUCAACUUUUUAUUGGACGUGGUUAUCCUUCUGACCCCCCUACCGCUCGUCAAACAACUCAACUCGUCGACACGAAAGAAGAUCUUACUGUCUAUCAACUUUGCUUUAGGCGGAAGGUAG